AUGGCAGCUCGUGGAAAUGUCCCUGCACACUUGCAGGCCUCCCUCCCUGCUCUACCGCCUCAUCUUCAAUCCGAUACCCAUCUGACAGCACACCUCGCCAGCCGCUUUCAUGUGUCCCUGCCGACAGCACGGCUUUCUUCGCAAGGUCUAAUAUGCCUCAAUACCUACACUUCCUCGACAAGAGGACCUAAUGGGGAAAAGGAAGGCAGUGCCAUGGGCGAAGCAGAAGAUCUCGCACGCCGGGCUUGGACAAGACUGGGAAGUAGGGCAGAAGAUCAGGCUGUUGUUUUCUUCGGAGAAUCUGGUUCUGGCAAAACCACCGUGCGGUCGCAUCUUCUUACUUCGUUUCUCUCCUUUUCCUCAACACCGCUUUCCUCUCGACUGUCUCUCGCCGCCUUUGUCUUCGAUACAUUGACAACCACAAAAACCACAAGCACUCAAACCGCCUCCAAAGCUGGUCUGUUCUACGAGCUUCAAUACGAUUCCUCAUCCUCCAUUCCCACCCUCAUCGGUGGCAAAUUGUUGGACCACCGUCUGGAGAGGAGCCGCAUCUCCCAUGUACCUACUGGCGAACGGAGCUUUCAUGUCCUCUACUAUCUUUUGGCUGGUACAAGUCAGGCCGAAAAGACACACUUGGGUCUAACUGGCGAAACCCACAUCACCACUGCAGGGGCAGGCCUUUCUCGCUCCGCCUCGGUGGCACAGAAGAGAUGGAGGUAUCUGGGUCACCCCACCCAAAUGAAGGUUGGAAUCAACGACACUGAAGGCUUCCAGCAUUUCAAGACUGCCCUGCGCAAGCUCGAAUUCCCACGCGCGGAAAUCGCCGAAAUUUGCCAGGUCCUUGCUGCAAUUCUACAUAUUGGGCAACUGGAGUUUGGCACUGGCCAAGCAACCUUGACUGCAGCAGAAGAGAGUGGCGGCUAUUCUCAUGAAGGUGGUGAGACUGUGACUGUGGUCAAGAAUACUGAAACCUUGGCUAUCGUGGCCGCUUUCCUGGGUCUAGGUGCGCAAGAACUGGAGGAGAGCUUGCGCUAUAAGACGAAGACCUUGCAUAGGGAGCGCGUUACAGUCAUGCUGGACCCCAAAGGUGCUCGUGGCAAUGCCGAUGAGCUGGCAACAACGCUAUAUUCUCUCCUUGUUGCUUACAUUAUCGAGAAUAUCAAUCAAAGGACCUGUGCAACCGAAGAGGCUGUUGCUAAUACAAUCUCCAUCGUUGAUUUCCCUGGUUUUGCCGACCAUACUUCGACCGGUUCGACUCUGGAUCAACUCCUGAACAACGCUGCCAGCGAGUCGCUUUAUAACACUUGCCUGCACAGCUUGUUCGAGCGAACAACAGAAGCCCUCGAAAGCGAAGAGGUCAGUGUCCCAGCGACCAGCUAUUUCGACAACACAGACACAGUUCGCGGUCUUCUGAAGCAUGGUAAUGGUUUGCUUGCCAUUCUCGACGAUCAGACCCGUCGAGGUCGCACAGACAUUCAGUUCCUAGAAAGCCUUCGAAAACGAUUUGAGAACAAGAGCAAAGCUAUCACGGUUGCGAGUGCGACCACCACCAUGCCGGGUAGCAAUUUCGUGACUCCCAAUCUUACGGCUUCUUUUACUGUGCGACACUAUGCUGGUGAGGUGGACUAUCCAGUCAACAGCCUGGUUGAAGAGAAUGGCGAUGUGGUGUCGGGCGAUCUAAUGAAUCUCAUGAAGUCCACAACGAGCGACUUUGUCGGAAGUCUCUUUGGACAAGAGGCUCUGAAUACCAUUAGUCAUCCUUCGGAAAAGACUGCGAUCGUUCAAGCGCAGGUCAGUUCCAAGCCUCUACGCAUGCCAAGUAUGUCGAGGAAGAAACACGAUCAACUGCGAAGAACGGGAAGCAGAAGGGCAGAUCGAACACCUGCCGUAGAUGAGUCAGAAGUAGUUCCACAAAUUGAGGAGGGGAGAUCAAGACGCACCAAAUCGACAGCCUCUGGUCUCACGCAAGGUGCAGCAGCCCAAUUUUUGUCAUCAUUGGACAACAUCACGAAAUCGCUGACAGCACCGAACGUCAACAAUUACUUCAUAUUUUGCCUCAAGCCAAACGACAGGCGGAUUGCAAACCAGUUCGAUAGCAAAUGUGUUCGACAGCAACUGCAAAUUCUUGGAAUUGCCGAAAUCAGUCAGCGACUACGCACCGCGGAUUUCAAUAUAUUCUUACCCUUCGGAGAAUUCCUUGGACUGUCAGAUUCCGACGAAGGUGUUGUGGGCAGCGAGGCAGAGAAAGCCCAACUAGUACUGGACACCAAGAGAUGGCCAUCCAAUGAAGUUAGGAUUGGCAGCACUGGCGUGUUCAUGAGUGAGCGUUGCUGGGCAAGUAUCUCUCUUUCAGCGUCUCAAUCUGCGACCUACUUUGGCGGAGAAGCAGGCUCCGUUUCGAGGCCUGAUACUCCUGGGGCGAAUCCAUUCUCAGACUCGAAAGCUCGCUUGAUGCCACCGGCCGAUGGCACCCCCGGAUCGUUUUACGGCGAUGAGUCGAAAGGGGGUUAUUUCGGCAACCGCGAUCUGGACACCAAAUCGGAAGCUGGUGCGUCAGCGUUCCAUUCUGGGGAUAUGUUCCGAAAUCUCGAUACCAAGGAAGAGCUCGCCGAAAAAGCCAACAAGAAGAAGAUGGAAGAAGUCGACGUGGUGUCGGUUUCUUCAAGCCGCAAACGUUGGCUUGCCCUUGUUUAUCUGCUUACUUGGUAUAUCCCGGACUUUGGCAUCAAGUGGAUCGGCAGAAUGAAGCGCAAAGAUGUUCGAACCGCGUGGAGAGAAAAAUUUGCGAUCAAUCUAAUCAUCUGGCUCAGUUGUGGUAUUGCAAUCUUCUUCAUUCUCUUCUUCCCAGGGCUCAUUUGUCCAACGCAACAUGUUUAUUCGGCAGCUGAAUUAUCAUCGCACGACGGUGUAGGAAAGCACAACGCUUAUAUCGCUCUCCGAGGAGUGGUAUACGAUCUAGGCGCGUUCAUGCCGAGCCACUACCCUAGCAUUAUUCCCCAAAAGUCACUCGAAAAAUAUGCAGGCGUGGAUGCUACCGGUCUCUUCCCUGUUCAGGUCUCCGCUCUCUGCCAAGGCAAGUCCGAUUCUGGGAUCGAUCCGUCUGUCCAGCUCGAUUACACCGCAACCAAUAUUACGGGGUCUGCUAGUGUAAUUUCUGCGGCCGAUCCAAACAGACGUUACCACGACUUCCGAACCUUCACAAAUGAUCCCAGGGCAGACUGGUGGUUUGAGCAGCAGAUCAUGCUAAAGGCGAACUACAAAAAAGGGAAUAUCGGUUAUACUCCUCAAUAUGUCAAGACUCUUGCAGGCAAGUCGCAUGCGAUUGCCGUUCUAAACGACAGAGUAUAUGACUUCACGACUUACAAUCAAGGUGGUCGGAGUGUCAGAGUCAAAGAAGGCGAAGAGGCCCCAAGCGGCGUUGACACCAACUUCAUGGAUGAUCUCGUGGUCAGUCUAUUUACACAGCGAGCUGGCCAGGACGUGACCAAAUACUGGAACGCGCUUCAAAUUGAUUCUGGCCUUAGGAGUCGCAUGCAGAUUUGUCUUGACAACCUUUUCUUUGUUGGGGUUACUGAUACGCGUAACUCAACGCAAUGUCUGUUCGCGCAAUAUCUUUUGCUUGUUGUGUCAAUCCUCCUCUGUUCAGUCAUCGCCUUCAAGUUUCUGGCAGCUCUUCAGUUUGGCGGCAGGAACGUCCCUGAGAACCUGGACAAGUUCAUCAUUUGCCAAGUCCCUGCCUAUACUGAGGAUGAAGAUUCGCUUAGGCGUGCGAUAGACUCGGCAGCUCGUAUGCGCUACGAUGACAAACGCAAACUUUUGGUAGUGGUCUGUGAUGGUAUGAUUAUCGGUCAAGGGAAUGAUCGACCAACUCCAAGGAUCGUUCUUGACAUCUUGGGUGUCUCGGAAACCGUCGACCCCGAGCCAUUGAGCUUCGAAUCGCUUGGUGAAGGUAUGAAACAGCACAACAUGGGAAAAGUGUACUCUGGGCUCUAUGAGGUUCAAGGCCACAUUGUUCCAUUCAUGGUUGUUGUCAAGAUUGGUAAACCGUCGGAAGUCUCAAAGCCUGGAAAUAGAGGUAAACGUGAUUCACAAAUGGUGAUUAUGCGCUUCCUCAACCGCGUACAUUACAACCUCGCGAUGAGCCCGCUCGAGCUUGAAAUGCACCACCAAAUUCGGAACAUCAUUGGCGUCAACCCUACUUUCUACGAGUUUAUGCUUCAGAUCGAUGCUGACACAGUCGUCGCCCCUGAUUCGGCAACUCGAAUGGUUGCAGCAUUCCUUCGCGACACCCGGUUGAUCGGCGUUUGUGGAGAAACAUCACUCACCAACGCUAAGGCAUCCUUCAUCACAAUGAUGCAGGUCUACGAAUAUUACAUCUCUCACAACCUCACAAAGGCUUUCGAGUCCCUCUUCGGAUCGGUGACAUGUUUACCUGGCUGUUUCACCAUGUAUCGAAUCCGAGCCGCGGAAACUGGCAAGCCACUGUUCGUCAGCAAGGAGAUCAUCAACGACUAUUCCGAAAUACGGGUCGAUACGUUGCACAUGAAGAACUUGCUCCAUCUGGGUGAGGACAGAUUUUUGACGACCUUACUCCUCAAGCACCACGCCAAGUACAAGACCAAGUAUCUUUUCCAUGCCCACGCCUGGACAAUUGCACCUGACAGCUGGGCAGUCUUCAUGUCACAACGACGUCGCUGGAUUAACAGUACAGUCCACAAUCUGAUCGAGCUGAUCCCACUCCAACAGCUCUGCGGUUUUUGUUGUUUCAGUAUGCGAUUUAUCGUGUUUCUGGAUCUGCUAUCCACCAUAGUUGCCCCGGUCACCGUUUUUUACAUCGGAUAUCUGAUUGUCAAGGUGUCGACUUCGUCGUCUGUCAUCCCCCUCAUGGCCUUUGUGUUGCUUGGUGUUGUCUACGGCUUACAAGCAUUUAUUUUCAUUUUACGCCGAAAAUGGGAAAUGAUUGGAUGGAUGAUUGUUUAUAUCCUCGCAAUGCCCAUCUUUUCUUUUGGACUUCCACUAUACUCGUUUUGGCAUAUGGACGAUUUCAGCUGGGGUAACACACGAUUGGUGACUGGCGAGAAGGGCAAACAGGUUCUCAUCUCAGACGAAGGUAAAUUCGAUCCCGAUUCAAUCCCAAAGAAGAAGUGGGAGGAAUACCAGGCAGAACUCUGGGACGCUCAAACACAGCGAGAUGAUGCACGAUCAGAAGUCUCUGGAUACAGCUACGCCACUAAGUCGUAUCAUCCUGCUGGGUCUGUGUACGGUACUGGAUACGACACUCAACAUCUCAUGCCGAACUCCAGAUCCGUAUCACAACUUGACAUGCAUUCUCAAAUUUAUGCAGGAGGCAACAACCAGUCGAGAAUGUCAUUGGCACCAUCGGACAUGCUUGGAGGCGGGCUGAUGACAAGUGGACGAUCCAUUGCCGAUAUGGAGAUGUCUGAUCUAACUGGUCUCCCCACCGAUGACAUGAUUCUGAACGAGAUCCGCGAAAUUUUGAAGACUGCCGACUUGAUGACAGUUACGAAGAAAGGAAUCAAGCAGGAGCUGGAGCGAAGAUUUAAUGUGAACCUUGAUGUAAAGCGUGCAUACAUUGGAAGUGCUACUGAAGCCAUCCUUUCUGGUCAAUUAUAA
This is a messenger RNA of Exophiala bonariae, 5634 nucleotides long. RefSeq lists its product as uncharacterized. The record is from RefSeq and is a predicted model, not a curated record. Gene Ontology annotation, cellular component: myosin complex; cell septum; cell periphery. NCBI's taxonomy places the organism in Eukaryota, Fungi, Ascomycota, Eurotiomycetes, Chaetothyriales, Herpotrichiellaceae. Bases 1 to 5634 code for a protein of 1877 amino acids. The transcript has 3 exons. Gene Ontology annotation, molecular function: cytoskeletal motor activity; chitin synthase activity; ATP binding.